This is a messenger RNA of Aspergillus aculeatinus CBS 121060, 1839 nucleotides long. Its product is annotated as acid phosphatase PHOa. The coding region runs from base 380 to 1726 and encodes 448 amino acids. Gene Ontology annotation, molecular function: hydrolase activity, acting on ester bonds. Lineage: Eukaryota; Fungi; Ascomycota; Eurotiomycetes; Eurotiales; Aspergillaceae. The record is from RefSeq and is a predicted model, not a curated record. The transcript has 4 exons. Gene Ontology annotation, biological process: phospholipid catabolic process.
GUCAAGGGAAUUAUUGGAGAAUCCAUGUUCCUUACCCACUUUGUCUGUUCUGCUGUUCUGGAAGCGAGAAAGGUGCAGUGAGGUCGAACGAUGUCACCCCAGCUGCCGAUUAGACCAGGAUUGAACAAGGAUAGGCCAGAAUGCAAACUGUCGAAUAGAAGGUCUUUCCUGAUCCGCGUGGUCCAUUUCAGCUUCAACGUGCAGGCACAUGGUCUCGCGUGGCUCGGAGACAUGCACUGCUUCUCUCUUGCCGAAGCCUAUAAAUAUACGACUAGAAGUCCUUCCCCAAUGUUUUGACUGAGCGCUGAUCAUUCUCUCAUCUACCACCCUUUCCUUGGUGAUCGUCAAGAUACUUCGUCUUGGAGGAAAUCAAGUCACAAUGAAGUCUUCCGCCGCCACUUUGCUUGCAGCCGCUUCCGUGGCGUACGCCCAGCUCGCCAACGUCUCUGAGCCUUCUCUAACGGAGAUCGAGAAGGCCGCGGCCACAAUCGAGCCAUACUCCCCCGUCUCCAAUGUCGAGGGUCUUGUCUUCAAUCGCUUCUAUCAGAUCUGGCUUGAGAACAUUGACUACGAGGAUGCUGCUGCGGACGAGAACGUGCAAUGGCUGGCUUCGCAAGGUAUCACACUGACCAAUUUCUACGCAGUCACCCAUCCUUCCGAGCCAAAUUACUGUGCCUCGGCCUCUGGCGACACCUUUGGCAUGGACAACGAUGACUUCCAGCAAAUUCCGGCCAACGUUUCUACUGUCGCUGAUUUGCUGGACACGAAGAACAUUGCUUGGGGUGAAUAUCAGGAGCACCUCCCUUAUCCUGGCUUCCAAGGGUAUAAUUACUCUAAUCAAGUCACCUAUGCCAAUGACUACGUGCGAAAGCACAACCCUUUGAUUCUGUUCGACUCGAUUGCCCAGAAUAGCACUCGCUUGCGUCAGAUCAAGAACUUCACCAGCUUUGAAGAUGACUUGGCCAACAAGAAGCUACCUCAGUGGGCCUUUAUCACUCCCAACAUGACUGACGACGCUCACGACACAAACAUCACCUUUGCUGCUCAGUGGGAGCGUAGCUGGGUGCCUCCGUUGCUGAACAACUCCUACUUCAUGAACGAUACCUUGUUGCUCCUCACCUUUGAUGAGGACAAGACCUACCCCAAGGGAAACAAAAUCUUCAGUAUUUUGUUGGGUGGUGUGAUUCCCGACAACCUAAAGGGCACUAAGGACGACACCUUCUACACCCACUACUCCGUCAUUGCAUCCGUCUCGGCCAACUGGGGAUUGCCUUCCCUUGGGCGCUGGGACUGUGGCGCCAACAUUCUCGAAAUAGUGGCCAACAAGACUGGUUACGUUAACUACGAUGUUGACACCACUAAUCUCCACCUUAACGAGACCUACCCUGGCCCGCUCUCUGAUAGUGAUUAUUCGGAGUACUCUUCUGCGUGGCCAGUCCCUUUGACUAAUGGUACUUGCUCGGCUGGCCAUGGUAUUCUUGACAUUGUGAAGAAGAACUUUGCCAACACUGAGCCUACUUACAACUACACCAGCCCUUUCCCGUACGACACCAAAUCCAAGUAUAAUGUCGACGUCACCGCCACCAGGAAGCAGAACAGCUCCAACUCCUCUACCUCUUCUUCUGCUUCAUCAUCUGCUGUUGCCAACACUGGUAACCCUAUGAUGUUGCCUGGGGUUGCCACUCUUUCGGGUGCCGUUGUGGCUCUGCUGAUGAGCAUUCUGUGAGUGAAGUGCGAUUCUCUUGGACUGGAUCGAGAUGGAGAGGAAUAUAAGGUUCAUCCUUACGCAUAAAAAAGGUGGAUGACUAGGGUUAGCAUUUAAUGUACGUUAUGACUGGG